AUGAAUGCAGCAGAAAGCUCAGCGAUUUUAGUAUUUCUAUGCCUUUUUCUUAUCUACAGUGCAAUAACAGUAUUAUGUGGCUUCAGAGCGGUCAGGCUUCAUAAGUUCUCAUCUGAGUGAAGACAUACUAAGUUUUUCUAUCUUACAGUGCUUUCUCAAGCUUUAUUGCGAGCUAUUUGCUUCUUGGUGAUUCUUACAAAUAUUGGAAACAUUGAUGAUAAAGGAAUUUAUUUGUUACUCUCAGUUCCUGACUCUUUGUUCGUUGUGAGUUAUUUGAUGCUUACUUGGCAAACUCUAACAGUCUUUUACUAUGCUCACCAUUCUCAAUUAAGAUCUUCUUUUUUGGCGAAACUAGCAAAAAGGCCAACACAUAGCUUUGCAAGCGCAAUGCUUGUAACUCUACUAAUACUGUGGCUAUUUGCUCAAAGCUUACUUUAUCUAUUGAUGAUAGCUAAUAUUAUAACUGAGACAAAUAUUUCAACUGAAAUAGGGCUGGUGAAUUUUAUUCUACCUGUUUUUGUAAUAGGAAGCAUGAUAUAUCUACAGAUCAAAUACUCAGGAAUGCCUGCCAGAUCCUUAAUAUGAAAAUCCAGACUGAAGAAAAUCAACUGUGUGACUAUAUUUUGAUCAAUUGCAAGAUUUGCUGGAGGAGUUGACAACAUUUUAGCUGAAUACUCAGAGCCAAGUAUUAGUUCAAACAUUACAAAUAGAACUGACCAUGCUAUGGAUACUGCUGCAGCUGCUUUAAUGAUUCUUUCUUUAAUAAUUAGCGAAGUUAUAUGCAUGAUUUUGGUACUGGAUUUCAGUUUUAUUGGAAUUUUUUUAUUUUCUGAAGAAGAUGACCAGCAGAGCUUAAUGGAUCGAAGCCCUUCUGUGCAGCAAACCCGUUCAAGUGGGUCUUCAGAAAGAGAUGACUAUACAACGUUCAGUAUGAUCAUUACUAAUAUGAUGAUGACAAUGGAUGAUUUAGAAAUCAAAGAAGAAAUGCCUAGCAGGAAAAACGGCUUUGGCAAACUUUAUAAGGCCAGCUAUAAAGGCAUGCCUGUUGUGUUGAGAAAAAUCAUCUUUAAAAGAUUGAGUGGCUACGUGUUGGAAGAAUUCACAGCAGAAAUCGAUUCUUAUCAAAAUUUAGUAAGCAAUAAAAUUAUUCCAAUUGUAGGGGUGAUUUUGGAUCUUCCAACAGUAGGCAUUGUAUCACCUUACAUUAAUGGAGGAUCUUUAUAUAAAGCUCUUCAUGUGGAAAAGGCAGGGUUUACAAAGCAGGAAAAAUAUCAUAUUGCGCUUGAGCUUGCAUCUUGUUUAGAAACAGUUCAUGCCCAGGGCAAAGUGCAUGGCCAUCUGAGCUCAGAAAAUAUUUUGCUUAACGAUGAAGGAGUUGCCUUGAUUUCUGACUUAGGAUUUCAGAAAAUGAAAAAAUAUGCAGGAAUUAUUUUUGGAUAUACAAAUAAGUCAGGAUGGAGCUCUCCUGAGAUCUUGCAAGAAAAAAGACUUACGCCUUUAAAAGUCGUGCCGAGUGAUGAUAUUUAUAGCUUUGGGAUGGUUUUAUGAGAAUUAAUGACAGGACAAGAGCCCUUUCCAGGCUACUCAAGUCAGCAGUUAUAUCAGCAUGUGGUAGUUGAUAAUUACCGGCCUAUGAUCCCAGCUGAAAUCCCAGAAGCACUGCGGAGUUUAAUUAUUUCGUGCUGGAAUAAAGAGCCAGCUAACAGACCUUCAAUGCAACUUAUAGCUAGAACAUUAACCCGUUUAAUUAAUGAACAAUAA
Messenger RNA from Blepharisma stoltei, 1761 nucleotides. Lineage: Eukaryota; Ciliophora; Heterotrichea; Heterotrichida; Blepharismidae. The record is from the annotation of a GenBank genome assembly.